AUGAAAGAGGCAGAGAAUCAGAUGUGUGGUAGGGGGAAGAAGGAGGGAGGUAAGAGGGCAGCAAGGUGCGCCGGGCACCAACGUGCGCCGGGCACCAACGUGCGCCGGGCACCAACGUGCGCCGGGCACCAACGUGCGCCGGGCACCAACGUGCGCCGGGCAGGAACGUGCGCCGGGCAGGAACGUGCGCCGGGCAGGAACGUGCGCCGGGCAGGAACGUGCGCCGGGCAGGAACGUGCGCCGGGCAGGAACGUGCGCCGGGCAGGAACGUGCGCCGGGCAGGAACGUGCGCCGGGCAGGAACGUGCGCCGGGCAGGAACGUGCGCCGGGCAGGAACGUGCGCCGGGCAGGAACGUGCGCCGGGCAGGAACGUGCGCCGGGCAGGAACGUGCGCCGGGCAGGAACGUGCGCCGGGCAGGAACGUGCGCCGGGCAGGAUCGUGCGCGGGCAGGAACGUGCGCGGGCAGGAACGUGCGCGGGCAGGAACGUGCGCGGGCAGGAACGUGCGCGGGCAGGAACGUGCGCGGGCAGGAACGUGCGCGGGCAGGAACGUGCGCGGGCAGGAACGUGCGCGGGCAGGAACGUGCGCGGGCAGGAACGUGCGCGGGCAGGAACGUGCGCGGGCAGGAACGUGCGCGGGCAGGAACGUGCGCGGGCAGGAACGUGCGCGGGCAGGAACGUGCGCGGGCAGGAACGUGCGCGGGCAGGAACGUGCGCGGGCAGGAACGUGCGCGGGCAGGAACGUGCGCGGGCAGGAACGUGCGCGGGCAGGAACGUGCGCGGGCAGGAACGUGCGCGGGCAGGAACGUGCGCGGGCAGGAACGUGCGCGGGCAGGAACGUGCGCGGGCAGGAACGUGCGCGGGCAGGAACGUGCGCGGGCAGGAACGUGCGCGGGCAGGAACGUGCGCGGGCAGGAACGUGCGCGGGCAGGAACGUGCGCGGGCAGGAACGUGCGCGGGCAGGAACGUGCGCGGGCAGGAACGUGCGCGGGCAGGAACGUGCGCGGGCAGGAACGUGCGCGGGCAGGAACGUGCGCGGGCAGGAACGUGCGCGGGCAGGAACGUGCGCGGGCAGGAACGUGCGCGGGCAGGAACGUGCGCGGGCAGGAACGUGCGCGGGCAGGAACGUGCGCGGGCAGGAACGUGCGCGGGCAGGAACGUGCGCGGGCAGGAACGUGCGCGGGCAGGAACGUGCGCGGGCAGGAACGUGCGCGGGCAGGAACGUGCGCGGGCAGGAACGUGCGCGGGCAGGAACGUGCGCGGGCAGGAACGUGCGCGGGCAGGAACGUGCGCGGGCAGGAACGUGCGCGGGCAGGAACGUGCGCGGGCAGGAACGUGCGCGGGCAGGAACGUGCGCGGGCAGGAACGUGCGCGGGCAGGAACGUGCGCGGGCAGGAACGUGCGCGGGCAGGAAUGUGCGCGGGCAGGAAUGUGCGCGGGCAGGAAUGUGCGCGGGCAGGAAUGUGCGCGGGCAGGAAUGUGCGCGGGCAGGAAUGUGCGCGGGGAGGAAGUGAGAGGGAAGGCGAGAGGGACAGGGAGGGCGAGAGGGACAGGGAGGGCGAGAGGGACAGGGAGGGCGAGAGGGACAGGGAGGGCGAGAGGGACAGGGAGGGCGAGAGGGACAGGGAGGGCGAGAGGGACAGCGAGGGCGAGAGGGACAGGGAGGGCGAGAGGGACAGGGAGGGCGAGAGGGACAGGGAGGGCGAGAGGGGCGGGGAGGGGGAGAGGGACAGGGAGGGGGAGAGGGACAGGGAGGGGGAGAGGGACAGGGAGGGGGAGAGGGACAGGGAGAGGUAG
Molecule: messenger RNA, 1797 nt
Organism: Schistocerca serialis cubense
Lineage: Eukaryota; Metazoa; Arthropoda; Insecta; Orthoptera; Acrididae
Product: suprabasin-like
Exons: 2
Coding region: 1-1797 (598 amino acids)
Source: RefSeq, a predicted model, not a curated record